UGUGUGCCCUUGCCUGCUGAGCUCCAGAAACCACUGAAUGUCAGGAUGAACUACCUGUAUCAUUACAAGGUGCUCACCCUCUUCUUCUUCUUCUUCAUUCACACUUGUGCCUAUGCCUCUAUACUGCGCCACUGUGAGCCGGUCAAUGAGACCAUCUCUGUAGAAAAGGAAGAGUGUCCAAAGUGUGUGCUGAUUACCACAAGAAUUUGCAGUGGAUACUGCCUGACGAGGGAUUUUUUGUUCAAGAGCACCAUUGCACCUCUCUACCAGCACGUCUGCUCGUACAAGGAGAUACGAUAUGAGAAAAUUAAACUUCCUGACUGCCCACAUGGUGUGGAUCCCUACUUCACAUACCCUGUAGCAGUUAGCUGCUAUUGUAGUUUGUGCAAACUGGAUUAUUCUGACUGCACCACUCAAAGCAUUUCCCCGAGUUUCUGUAUCUAUGGCAAAGCACACCUUUACCUAAUUUAGAGGAAGACCAGAAUGGGGUUUGCAGUCCGAGUAACCCCACAACUAGACGUGUAGAAGGUUAAUCCCACCACCUCUGUACCCAUUAUAAUUUCUCAGCAAGAAGGAGCCUUGUCUUUUCAAAAAUUGACUGGUUCUCAUUCUAGGCCAAGAAUAAACUUUGCAGGCUACAAGCUAA
This is a messenger RNA of Polypterus senegalus (gray bichir), 646 nucleotides long. RefSeq names its product gonadotropin subunit beta-like. NCBI's taxonomy places the organism in Eukaryota, Metazoa, Chordata, Cladistia, Polypteriformes, Polypteridae. Gene Ontology annotation, cellular component: cytoplasm; extracellular region. Gene Ontology annotation, molecular function: hormone activity. The transcript is spliced from 3 exons. The coding region runs from base 46 to 471 and encodes 141 amino acids. The record is from RefSeq and is a predicted model, not a curated record. Gene Ontology annotation, biological process: G protein-coupled receptor signaling pathway.